Staurois parvus is the source of this 307-nucleotide messenger RNA. Lineage: Eukaryota; Metazoa; Chordata; Amphibia; Anura; Ranidae. The record is from the annotation of a GenBank genome assembly.
GAUUUUGCAUUUCAAGGGAGGAGAACUGUUUGUUUACUAACAGUUCUCCUCCCUGUCAGCUCAGACACACUGCUUUGGAUGGCUGUGCACAGUGAAGCACACAGUCACUGCCCCAUAGUAAAACACACCCAUCACACAGUUAACCCUUUGAUCGGCCCUCAUGUUAACUCCUUCCUGCCCAGUGCCAUUAGUACAGUGUCAGUGCUUUUUUUUUAGCACUGAUCACUGUAUUGGUGUCACUGGGGAUGUCAUUGACACCAAGUCCGUUCCCCCCAGUUUCAGAAUGCCUGACGCAGUCCUGCUAUAA